GGAGGAUUAUCUAUUGUAACUGGGGGUGCUGUAACAAUGCUCAGCACCCCCAGUAACAAUAGACUAAUCCUCCGUGGAUAGGUCCCUGCUACACACCGCCCCCUUGAGUGAUUGAAUAGAAAGAGGCCCGGGGGCGAGUGCGGCCCUGGAUCGCAGGAAAAUAAUCAUUGCCGGAGAUGUGUCGGACGAAGUCUGUUUUUCAUGAUAUUAUUCUACUCUGAUAUAUUCAUGUAGUUAUAUAUAGACGGUCGUUUUCUGCAACCAACAUUUUCUAUUCCAUACCAGGCUAUAUACAGCUCUGUGCACAGUAAGCUCAUAUUAUAGGUGGAUUAGAAAGAUGCCAGAGAUUGUUUUUAUCAGCGGAUGUUCAUCGGGCAUUGGGUUAUCCACGGCCCAACUCUUAGCCCAUGAUCCACAGAAACGCUUUUUGGUGUAUGCCACUAUCUUGAAGCCAUUGGAACAAGAAGAGCAGUUCAGGUUGCAGGUAGGAGACGCCCUCAACGAUACACUGUUUCCGCUACAAAUGGAUAUCACGAAGGAAGCUAUGAUAGUUGACGCGAUUGGCACGGUGAUGAAGGAUCAUGGACGAAUAGAUAUAAUAAUCAAUAUUGCAGGAGUCAAUCUAUACAACGUUACGGAGGCGAUCAGUUUUGACGUCAUGAAGAAAGUUUUUGAUAUCAACUUCUUCGGGAUGGUACGAGUGGCACAGGAAGUAAUUCCUGUAAUGAAGCGCCAAAGGUCAGGUCGAAUCAUCAUCAUGGGAAGCAUCCAUGGAUUGGGAGCUUUUCCUUACUUUGGUCUUUAUGGUGCAACUAAACAAGCCAUUGUGGGAUUUAGUCAGGAGAUAGCUAUAAUUGGAAGGUUCUUCAAUAUUAGUGUAAGCGUUAUUGAACCUGGUGGGGUUGACACGGCUAUUAUGGAGAACAUGAUCGCCCAGGAGCUAGGAGGACAUGGUGAAAUACAAAGAAACAAGAAUACAACUGAUAUCGACCUCACACUGUCAAAGUGCUUCGAAAACGUUGACAUCUACCACCCCGAUCUUCUCAGUUUACCUAAAUGCCAAAAACCUUCAGAUAUUGCACAACUAAUCCUCAAAGUUGCAACGGCAGACAAACCUCACUUCCGUUACCAAACGUCGGAGGCCUGUCAAGCUUACGCAGCGAGGUUCUAUAAGGAUGUGACGGGCGAUUCGCAUAUCGAUUACCAGGUCGCCGAACUUGAGUCAUUUAGGACGAAACUAGCAGAAAAGGAAGCAAAAUGAUAGGUCAAUUUUCAAGGUCAAUCGAUGAGUAAUAAUCCUGGGCAAUCUCCUUAAUUUUUCUUCGUAUUUUCUUUUUAAAUAUUAUGUCGUCAAACCGUCCGUGAAAUAACGACUCGGGAGAUUAGCAAUAAUUAUGUUGUUCUUUUUAACUUUUACAAAAUGGUUGUUUGAUGGCUUGCUAUUAUUAUGGAGAAAAGAAAUAAGUAAGAUCUGCUGAAAAACUGUGUGGAAGCAAGAAAAUUUUAUACACGUAUUCUUCCUACAUGCAAACGCAUGUAGGAACAUCUCCGUUCACAUAUUAAGAUGACGUCAUAGAAAUCUUGCCGGUGAAUAGCAAAAUGAAUAUAUAGGCCUACACAUUUUCGAUGUUUUCCAAUUGGAAAGUUUCUCAAAGAAAUAAUCAGAUGGUAAGUUGUACAAAUGCAUGAAAAUGGUGGGUGUUUCAUAAAGCUGUUCGUUAGUUAAGAACGAUUUUAAGAACGACUGGUGAACCUUUCUUGCGCGCUAGAUAAUCACAAAUUAACUAUGGUGAAUAUCAUUCACGGAUUUUACCACAAGAAAGGAUCACCAGUCGAUCUUAAAGUCACCCUUAUAUAACCAUGUUAACUUACGAACAGCUUUAUGAAAAGGCCCCCUGAUUUGCUUUGUAGCUUAAUAUCUUUCCAUUAUUGGUGUAUAAUUUAUCAAUUCAUUUUUUGUUUCCAGUAGGGUCUUUAAUGCCGGUCUCGUGAAGAAGAUUGAUUUACCUUCCAAGAUGACCUUACGUAUAUAACAUAUCCCAAUUUUAGCAAAGAAAUUUCUGGUAUAUAAUUGUAUGCCAUGUUAUCUACAUCGAAAAAAGCGCUUAAAAUAUGCAUAAUUAUUUUCUCAUUACUAUCAUCAUUGUCAAUAGAAGUAGAAGUGGUAGUAGUAGUAGUAGUAGUAGUAGUAGUAGUAGUAGUAGUAGUAGUAGUAGUAGUAGUAGUAGUAGUAGUAUAGUAUAGUAGUAGUAGUAGGAAAUUAGUAGAAGAAGUAGUAGUAGUAGUGGUAGUAGUAGUAGUAGCAGUAGUAGUAGAAGCAGUAGCAGUAGUAGUAGUAGUAGUAGUAGUAGUAGUAGUAUAGUAGUAGUAGUAGUAGUAGUAGUAGUAGUAGUAGUAGUAGUAGUAGUAGUAGUAAUAGUAGUAGUUGUAGUAGUAGUAUAGUAGUAGUAGUAGUAGUAGUAGUAGUAGUAGUAGUAGUAGUAGUAGUAGUAGUAGUAGUAGUAGCAGUAGUAGUAGUAGUAGUUUAAUUAUUGAAGUGGGCCUAUAUAUGAAGUGACAACAUUAUGGAGAGCACUAUAGCAUAGUUGCCAACUCUACAGCUUGUUUUACAUGAAAUUAUUGACCACCCACCGGCUUUCAAUUUUCAUUUCAAUAUAAAAAUUACACCUUUUUCAAAUAGAAGUCUUUCGAUGUUCCCGAAAAUGGGCGCUAUGUAACGGAGACACUUUCUUAUCGGGCAUGUAAGGCCUGUAAAUUUUAAUUCCCAGUCUUAUUUUAAAAAAUAUAUCUUUAAGGCCCAUAUCUUUUUAUCGAUUGACGUAUACUAUUUACAGAGGCUUACAAAAAUUUCAUAAAAUGUUCCUUUCCCAUAGCAGGUCGGUUCUCGGCUGGAUUAUUUGUUUAGUGAGACUAGUAUCAUGUUCAUAAUAUCGAGUCAAUGUAAAAAAAUAAUCUCGCGAAUCGCACUGAUAUGGUUUAUUUAGGCCCAAUAAAAUGUCUAAUCUUGUUUGUA
Molecule: messenger RNA, 3013 nt
Organism: Lytechinus pictus (painted urchin)
Lineage: Eukaryota; Metazoa; Echinodermata; Echinoidea; Temnopleuroida; Toxopneustidae
Product: retinol dehydrogenase 8-like
Exons: 6
Coding region: 338-1261 (307 amino acids)
Cellular component (GO): cytosol
Molecular function (GO): oxidoreductase activity
Source: RefSeq, a predicted model, not a curated record